AUGUCGCAUGACUUCAACAUUUCAUUUGAUCCCUCUCAUAUCUUGAUCGUGGAAGGACAGGAAAAGCUCGUCUUUUUAAAUUUUAGCUGUCCGCAGUGGAGGAAUUUUUCAGUUCACGUGGCUGUAACAGAUGUUGAGGUAGCGAGCGUGCUGUAUAUCGACGACCGCUAUGAGAACACUGUAGGCCGCAACGCGACUUCUGGAACUGGUUCGUCUCUGGAAAACUUCACUACAUCUUACCGUCGAGCAGCCAACGAUGACAGUAACACUUUGAUCUAUAGGGUCUUACAAAACAAUAACUUCAUUUUCUCAACAGAGGGAUUCAAAAACGGCAGCAAAUUUGAAAGAUCUAUGUCCUGCUCAGGCCAGCUACUAAUCAAAGGACUACGCCUGGGUAGAACUGAUAUCACCUUGAAUUUCUACAAAAUCGCCGAGAAAAAUGACAAUGUCUACACUGACGGUGCACAUCUGGACGACAAUACUACUUCUAUACUCAAGGUAUACGAGGACGUCGUAGUUAUCAGAAAACGUAGGCCCAUAGAUACCGCGUUUCGGGUCGUGACGUCAGCAUUCGUGGCGUUUCUCACCAUGCUGAUGGGGUGCACCUUAGAUAUGGGCAUCGUGAGGGACAUUUUGAAGAAGCCGCUAGCGCCAGCCAUUGGUUUUGCGUCCCAGUAUGUUCUCAUGCCUCUACUGGCGUUCGCGGUGGGCCAAAUCACACAGAUCGAGGACGCUUUCGGCCUGGGCCUUCUGACCAUAGGCUGUAGUCCCGGGGGUGGGUCCAGUAACGUCUGGACUAUACUGCUAGGAGGGGAGCUGGAGCUCAGCAUUACUAUGACGUUUCUGAGCACCUGCGUGUCACUGGGCGUCAUGCCGCUGUGGUUAUUUCUGUUGGGGCGAUUCUACAUCGACGAAAGCAAGAUCAAGAUCCCAUACGCUUCCAUUGCCGUCACCAUAGCGUCCCUGGUCGGCCCUAUUUUAAUAGGCAUUCUCUUUCGACUCUGGAAACCUCACAUGGCCGACAAGACGAAGCGCUUAAUACGCCCCUUAGCGUUAAUAUUUAUUGUAUAUGUGUACUCAUUUGGGGUAUACGUAAAUCUUUAUAUGUGGAUACUGAUGGGUAAACGUCCGCGUUUGAUUGGCGUUGGAGCGUUGACGCCAUGGUGUGGGUUCUUGUUUGGAUUUGUAAUCGCUAAGAUAUUUCGGCAACCCCGCAAGAGAGCCAUUACGAUUUCUUUAGAAACUGGCAUACAAAAUAUAGGUAUUCCUAUCCUUAUUCUCCAGUUUUCUCUUGCCCAACCUGAAGGGGAUUUGGCGGCCAUCUUCCCCAUAAUUCAGUCCAUAUGUCAGAUGUUCCCACCGAUCUCGGCUUUAAUUGCUCUUACCAUAAAACAUAAGUGUUUUGAUAAGGGUAAGAAAUUCAAAGACGCUGUGGAAAAGAAAGACGGCAAUGAGAAAGGAGUUCGCCGCAGCAAGGACAAAGAAAAAUUACCUGCCGAUGAGGAAGAAAUGGUAAAUUUAAAAAUGGACAUGAAAAAAGCUGAAGCAGUAGAAUCCAUCUCGGAUGAAGACGACGACGCUUUGUGAUUAUUGAUAUUCUGUCUAUAAUACUAUGCUAGUUUUACAUGUAACGACUAUACACUCUGCAAAAUAAG
Messenger RNA from Lingula anatina, 1655 nucleotides. Its product is annotated as hepatic sodium/bile acid cotransporter. The record is from RefSeq and is a predicted model, not a curated record. Lineage: Eukaryota; Metazoa; Brachiopoda; Lingulata; Lingulida; Lingulidae. Gene Ontology annotation, cellular component: membrane.